UUAUCAGACGUAAAGGUGUAGCCAACGAGGAGCUUCUUCCUCUAAAUGAUUUUCACUUUCACUGGCCGCUUAUUCUGAGCAGAGAGCGAGUCGGGGAGUGUGCCACUGCUCCUGACGCGUAAGGGCUGCCCCUGUACGCCUCCAGACACCACCGCCGCCGAUAAAGGAUGACAGGCUUGAUUGUGUAGCGCAAAUUAACAUCAAAGUGUCAUUACAAUCCACAGUGAAGGAAGAGGAGGAGGAACGCUAUGAUCCGAAGAUGAUCUCUGCCAAGAAAACUCCGGAGAAGAGUCGUUAUCCUAUCCACUAUUUGGUGUGGCACAACAAGCACCGACAGCUGGAGAAGGAGCUGGCCACGAACGAGCAGCCUGAUUUAGAGUAUCUGGACCCUCGUGGUCGGACUCCUCUCCACCUGGCUGUCACACUGGGCCAGCUGGAAUGCACCAGGGUCUUGCUGCAGAAUGGAGCUGACGUCAGCAAAGAAAACCGCAAUGGAUGGACUGUUCUUCAGGAGGCGGUGAGCACCAGAGAUCCGGAGUUAGUGCGUCUCGUGCUCCGUUACCGUGACUACCAGAGGACUGCCAAGAGGCUGGCGGGCAUCCCCGUCCUGCUGGAGCGACUGCGCCAAGCCCAGGACUUCUAUGUGGAGAUGAAAUGGGAGUUUACCAGCUGGGUGCCCCUGGUGUCACGCAUCUGCCCAAGCGACACCUACAGAGUUUGGAAGAGCGGUCAGUGUCUCCGUGUUGACACCACCCUGAUGGGCUUUGAACAGAUGACCUGGCAGAGAGGAAACCGGAGCUUUAUUUUCAGAGGACAAGGGUCCAGUGCAGAAGUGAUGGAGGUGGACCAUGACAGGCAGCUGGUGUACUGUGAGACCCUGUGUGUCUCGUCUCUCACAGCGCUUUCACCCGGCCAGGGGAACGGAGGCGCCUGCAGCAGCAAUGCAGCCAGUUUGGGUCUCCUGGGGGCGGUGCAGCCCAGCGAUGAGCAGGUAGCAACCAGGCUGUCUGCACCGGUGGUGACCACUCAGCUGGACACCCGCAACAUCGCCUUUGAGAGGAAUAGGACGGGUAUCCUGGGCUGGAGAAGUGAGAAGACUGAAACAGUGAAUGGAUAUGAAGCCAAGGUUUAUGCUGCAUCCAAUGUGGAGCUGAUCACCAGGACCAGAACUGACCAUCUGUCCGACCAGAACAAGAACAAGACUAAAGGUGGGAAGACACCACUGCAGAACUUCCUCGGUAUCGCAGAGCAACACAUGGGCCCAAACAACGGGGCCCUGGUCACCCAGAUGUCGACUCCUGCGUUGACCAACCCGGCGGCACUGACUGCCGAGGAGUACUUCAACCCCGGCCUGUCACCGACUCAGAGGGACAUCGGCCACCAGUGCCAACUCACCACCAAGACCCAGAGGUUUAAAGCCAAGCUGUGGCUGUGCGAGUCCCAUCCUCUGUCCCUGGCAGAACAAGUGGCGCCCAUCAUCGAUCUGAUGGCGAUCUCCAACGCCCUGUUCGCCAAGCUGCGUGACUUCAUCAUGCUGCGCUUGCCGCCUGGCUUCCCAGUCAAGAUCGAGAUCCCUCUUUACCACAUCCUGAACGCCAGGAUCACGUUCAGCAACCUGAAUGGCUGUGAGGAGGGGACCGGUGUCCGUGUUGACAACGAAGUCGGCGUGGACGGGGACGGGCAGAGAGACAUCCCCAGGACAGAUACUCCAUCUCCUGGCAGCGACUCCUCCAGCGUCUCCAGCUCCAGCUCCACGAUGUCGUGUCGAGCCGGAGAGAUUCCCCCAUGUGUGUUCGAGCCCCCGCCUGGAUACACCAUGCUAGGUGGCAAACAGAGAGACAGCAUGAGGGAGGAGGAGGAAGACCUGCUGCAGUUCGCCAUACAGCAGAGUCUGCUGGAGGCCGGCUCAGAGUACGACCAGGUGACCAUCUGGGAGGCGUUGACUAACAGCAAGCCGGGAUCACACACCGUGUCCUGUGACCCGAGUCGUCUCGAGAGGACCCCCCAGCACAAGCCCCGCCCCCCCUCCAGCCUGUCCUCCACGCCCUCCAAGAAGCAGCCGACCAACUGCAGCUACGGCGAGCAGCUGCGCAUCGCCAUGGAGAUCUCGGCCCGGGAGCUGGAAGAGGCGGAGCUGCGGCGGCGGCAGGAGGAGGAGGAGCUGCAGCGCAUCAUCCGGCUGUCGCUCAUGGACAAAUGAGAGGGAAGUGGCCCAGCGGGGGCAGAAGGGGGUGGGACAGUGGCAGUGACAGAAGGGUCUGGAGCAAGGACUCAUGGGAGAAAAGGACAGUAUAGGCAACUUUAAAUCUUUAAGCACACCUUGUAAGUGGCUGGAAACAAUCAGUCUUAGCGGCUUCACAGUUCUCUCCCAUCACCUCAGCCAGACCUCGCCCACGAAGCCAUACAGUGACGCAGCUGUCCCAGGGCCUCAGGCAGCCAAGAGAGGGACGCCUUGUUCCCUCCGUGUGAUGCCACAUGGUACUUUUCUUGACCAGUGCCAGUUUACAACCAACAAUACAUCAAGUAAAUCAAUUGAAGAAUGCCUCCUCGGAUGAGCGAGCUGUGUUUGCAGGUCUGUGUGUGUGUUUCAAAACCAGCUCUCCGCACAGGGGUCAACAGGGACCUCACCUCCUGCACUGUAAAGGUAGUGUGUUAGGCCGACCCUGUGCUCCAGCACUAACACACACUCACUCAGUCGUGAGUUUUUAGUCCUCACUGCGAGGAGUCGGACAGAGGUGGUGUGGAGAACACUGUCAGCUUCUUCAUUUAAGGUCAAGUUGAGUAGAAUGAUGACAAACUGUAAAACUUCCUCCGUUUUUACUAAAAGACGUAUCGAGAACAAAAAUUGACUUUUCCUUUUUUUUUUUCAGAUGUACUGUACUUAGCUUGUGGGUGGAUCACAUAUAUGACUGUUAAUGGAUGUAGACGAUGAGUUUGAGCACAAAGAAUAAACUCAGGCCGGCUCUAGUUACCGCCUGACGUUAGACUUACAGGAGCACAGAUAUGAAGAGAUGUGUGUGAUAACUGUUCUAGUAUGUGACUGCGGAGGACUUUGUCGCAGGCCUGUGUGUAAUCCAAACAAUAAAGGGACAAUGCUUUGUCAGUAGAUCAUGGAGAAGAUGAGUUAAGGAAGGAGAUGCUGUAUAUUUGCAUCUUCUCACCCGACAUGUGGACCAUUCCUCCGUUUGUGUGUCGUCAUGUUUACAGUGUGUGUACAAUAUUUCAGCAUGGUCUGCACCCGUGUGAGUUUUUUAGUCUGAUUUCAAGUCCAGCCUGGAGGCCUGCAAUAUUCACUUCGAUUUAUAUUUAAGUUGUAUGUUGAACAACAUACAUUAUUUACAUGGUAAGGAUGAGACCUUACAAUAUUAUAGAGUCAAAGUUCACACAAUGAGCAGAACUUUGGCGACUGUGGUGAGAAAAAAACUCUUAACCUCCAACAGGACCAGACUCCGACUGGUCCUGCUGGAGGUUAAGAGUUGGGCGCCCAUCUGCUUGGACCGGUGGGGGAGAGCAGGAGAGCAGGAGAGGAGGAAAAUGGGGGAGAGAGGAGAGGUGGGUGGAAAAGAGGGGAUAGAAAGAGAGGGGAAGAGAAGGAGAUGUACCGUUUUCUAACCUGCAUAUCCCACUGGUUAUUAUGAUGAAAGUAAUAAGAGAGAUAUUUAUAAUAAUAAUAAUUGCUGACUAGAGUCAGAUCUAGAUCCCGCAGCUCUGGAGAGAGAAAGGGGGAUGGGGGGCACACACUAAAUAACAAACAAAGUUACUGAUGUGGAGUAAUGUGAUAGACACAUUGGGGCAGAGAGAGAGAGGGAGAGAGAGAGGAGAGAGAGAGAGAGAGAGAGAGAGGGAGAGAGAGAGAGAAAAGAAGUUCACCAAAACAUGCUGGGGAAAAAGUUUAAAACCACACCAAACAAGAACGAUAAUAGCUCUCAUAGUUGUGACUGUGUUGUUACUAUUGCAGGGCUCAAGGCUGCCCUGAGAAACAUGUUUAGUUGCAAGAGACGGGAGGAGAGGAGCAGCUUGUUCCUGCUUCGUUUUUAUAUUAUUUCAAUGAAAGAAAUGUAAAACUUUCACACUAUCAGCACAAACUGAGGAAAACCACCUCUGCCUCCUCUAUUAUUUAAGCUUGCCCGGUUCAUAAGAAAAAUAUAUUUUCUUUUCUUUUUUUUUUACUUUUUAAAAAAAAAUGUUGGAGAAAAGAGACAGAUGUCAGAUGUUUUCAUGGUGAAUACUUGGACGUGACCUCAGAUAAUGACUCAA
Molecule: messenger RNA, 4257 nt
Organism: Platichthys flesus (European flounder)
Lineage: Eukaryota; Metazoa; Chordata; Actinopteri; Pleuronectiformes; Pleuronectidae
Gene: ankrd13b
Product: ankyrin repeat domain 13B
Exons: 15
Coding region: 260-2200 (646 amino acids)
Cellular component (GO): cytoplasm
Molecular function (GO): protein binding
Source: RefSeq, a predicted model, not a curated record